Messenger RNA from Penicillium oxalicum, 1518 nucleotides. RefSeq names its product tellurite-resistance/dicarboxylate transporter family protein. Gene Ontology annotation, cellular component: membrane. The transcript has 4 exons. The record is from RefSeq and is a predicted model, not a curated record. NCBI's taxonomy places the organism in Eukaryota, Fungi, Ascomycota, Eurotiomycetes, Eurotiales, Aspergillaceae. Gene Ontology annotation, biological process: malate transmembrane transport. Gene Ontology annotation, molecular function: malate transmembrane transporter activity. The coding region runs from base 1 to 1518 and encodes 505 amino acids.
AUGUCUUCUGAAUCGACACUGGAAGUGCCCCGAUAUUUGCGAAGUCCGGGUGAGGAAGGGUUUCGUACCCCCACGAUUGAAGAUGCUGUCCGAGUCCUCGAGGAGGCCAGAGCCAACCAGCUCCCCGGCGCAGAUCGUGGUCUGAGUGGGAUCCAUUCGUCGGCCCUGGAGGCGGCCCUCCAGAAGGCGACCUCGCGAGGGACUGAUCACACUCAUAAGCUGGACGAGUAUAAGCGGGACAGUGGGGACUCGGAUGAGAUGGGUGAGCAAUAUCAUGGAGGUGGAGGACUCGCACGAAGAAACACAGACGCCUCAGCCAAGAAGUUGAGCUGGAAAAAGCGCAUUCGACACAUCACGUGGGCUUACUUCACCUUGACGAUGGCCACGGGAGGCAUGGCGAACGUCCUCUACACAGUGCCCUAUCGCUUCCCCGGCUUGGAUAUGAUUGGAACCGUCAUCUUCCUCAUCAACAUUGGCUUCUUUGUCAUUAUUUGUGCCAUGAUGUCGAUCCGGUUCUACUGUUACCCGUAUACCUUCAAAACGUCCUUUCUUCACCCGACCGAGUCGCUAUUUGUUCCAGCAUGUCUCGUCUCAUUUGGGACUAUUCUGAUCAACAUCUCCCAAUACGGUCCUUCUCAUGCUGGUCAAUGGCUGUCCGAAGCCGUGGGCAUCUUGUUCUGGUUUGAUGCCGUCCUGGCCGUGCUUUUCUCUGCGGGCAUCUAUACCCUCAUCUGGUCCACUCAAACCUUCACCAUCGCCCAGAUGACCCCCAUCUGGAUCUUCCCCGCCUAUCCCAUGCUCAUCAUCGGUCCUCAUGCCGGCAUCCUCAGUGCCAAGCUGGCACCGGACCGCGCUCUGAAUAUCAUCAUCGGUGGGGCAACCAUUCAAGGAGUGGGAUUUCUCAUGUCCAUGAUGGUCUAUUCUGCCUUUAUCUAUCGCCUGAUGACCCAGAAAUUGCCCCGGGAAAAUGUGCGACCAGGCAUGUUUGUCUCCGUCGGACCCAGCGGCUUUACCGUUGCGGGGAUCGUCAACAUGGCCUCCUCUGCAAAGCGAUGCUUUCCAUCAGAUUUCAUGGGCAACGGCUCACUCGCCGCAGAUGUGAUCAAGGUGGUCGUGGACUUUGCAGCCUUGUGGCUCUGGGGAUUGGCAAUCUUCUUCUUCAUUGUGGCCAGUGCUGCCCACUGGUCCGCUAUUGGACCUGGCCGCCUCGACUUUUCCAUGACGUGGUUCUCCUUCAUUUUCCCCAACACCGCCCUGAUCACAGCCACCUUUGCCAUUGGCAAAGCAUUUUCAUCCAAGGCCAUCAACAUUGUGGGCAUUGUGAUGGUCUUUCCUUUAAUUCUCAUGUAUUUCUUUGUGUGCUUUAUGAUGGUCCGGGCCUUCUUUACUCAUCAGAUCUUGUGGCCACAGAAGGGUGAAGAUCGAGAUGAAGGUGGAUUUGAAAUCCACCGGGUGAAACCGGAUGCAGAGCUCAUGGAAGAGAAGAGGGAUCACAUUAAUAAUGGGGUGAGUGUAUGA